AGUCAUUCUGUCUGAUUCACGUUGUAGCCCAUGCGUACUUUCACGCUGGCAUGUGAACACACCUCUAGUGGAGAAGUAUUUUCCUCUUUAUAAAAGUGAUAUAAAUACACAGAUAUUAUUUAACAACAAUGGGCGGACAAGCAAAAGCUAAAAAGAAAAACAAAGCUAAAAGAAAAAACACCAAACCAAAUGAAGGUGCCUUGAUGUCACCACAGGAGAGAAUGAAAGCAAAGAUGCAGGAAAAAGCCAAAAAGAAAACAGCUGAAAAAUACACCAUCGAUCAAUUAAUCGAAAAGACUGAAGAGAGUAUAGACAACUUUGACUUUGACAUGGCCAGGCUGUACUGUCAGCGAGCGCUGGAGAUUGAGCCCACUAACCUGACCCUCCUAGACAUGAUGGGGAACAUCUGCGCUGAGCUGGGAGAUAUAGAGAAAGCUAAAGAGGUGUAUCUAAAAGCUGUGGAGCUCAGUCCAGAGGAGGGGCACAGUAAGUACAUGUACCUGGGGCAGAUUCACACAGGCAUGGAGGCUGUGCAGUACUUCAGCAAAGGAACCGAGGUCAUGCUCAACGCCAUGGACAAACACGCCAAUGAGGCUAGUGCGUUUGGAGCGGCUGCGUUCCCAUCUGAGGUUGCCGUCACAAAGAAGGACGUGUCUGUGGCCUUCUGUUCCAUCGCUGAGAUCUUCUUCACAGAUCUCUGCAUGGAGGAGGGCGCUGCUGACCGCUGCAAAGAGGCCAUCGACAAAGCUUUACAGUACGACGAGCACAACCCCGAAGCUCUCCAGCUGAUGGCCAGCUACCUGUUCAGCAUCGAGAAAACUGAGGAGGGGCGUGAGUACCUGAAGAAGAGCGUGUCGUCAUGGUUACCUAGCCUGCAGAAAGAGGAAGAGUCAUUGGCGAGCACAGAGCAUGACAUGGAGGAGGAAGAAGAUCAGAAUAAGAGCAACAUCCCGCCUUAUGAAUCCAGAAUAACAACAGCCAAACUGCUGAUCGAAGCCGAGGAGUAUGAGAUGGCCACAGAGGUGUUGGAAGAUCUCCUGGAGGAGGAUGACGAAGUCGUGGAGGUGUGGUAUCUGUUGGGAUGGCUGUUUUAUUUGCAGCUGGACAAACAAGACUUGACAAACAACGGUGUUAACUUCAGAAAAUCAGCUUGGACGUACCUUAGCAAGGCCAAAAAGCUCUAUGUGAAGCUGCGCUGUGAGGACUCACCCAUGUUAGAGCAUACCGAGCAGCUGUUAGCAGAGCUGGGUGGUGAAGAGCAUGGGGCUGCUGCUGCUGAUGAUGAUGAUGAAGAAGCUGGACCAUCUGUAGACAACAUUGAAGAUGAUUUUAUUGAAAGCAGUGAUGAAGAUGACACCAUGGAUCAUUGACUCAGCGUUUUUCACUCUUGAUUUUUCUAACUGUCUUUUAUGGAUUUAUCAAAUCAGAAUGUUAAACUGAAAGCAGAUGGCUGCAUCUUCACACAGUUUUCUAGUUUCCUCCAUCUUCCCUCUCCUAGUUACUUUCCUCCUCCCCUUCUAUUCUAGUAGAUAUGUCUGACUAAAACUGGGAUGUGUUUUCUGUUUGCCUUGUUUUUUUGCAUGCUGAGACUCCAAACCAUCAGGACAUCUGUCACACUGAUCUGGACACUGAUCAAGACGGUGAUUCAUAAUAACUUACAGUACUUCCUUUAUUUUUACUGUUUUAUUACAAAGUGUUAAAAUAGCAAUAAAAAAGACAUUUCUAAUUCCAUAAAACAUAUAUGUCCUUACAGUUUUUUUUGCUUUGUUUUAAUGUAUGUUAUAUGGAAUGCGAAUGAGAAAUGCAAUGAGAUACUGAAAUAUUUUAAAAACAAACAGCUAAAUAUCAGUAUACAUGUUUAUGUUACUUUGAAAUGAUGGUGAUGAUAAUCAUGAUGAUGAUAAUGGUGUCAUCACAUGGUCUCAUUCUGACUUCAUUAUGACUUUAGGUCUUGUGUGAAUAGAAUCAGUCAUAAUCCAGAAUCUGCACAAUGAACCCACUAUCUUGAAAACAUUUCUUCCCUCAACAUACUUGAGUGUUUGUUAAUGUCGUUCCCCUAAUGAUGAAACUAAGGAUCAUUUUGGUUAUGGAUGUGCUAAAAUAGUUUUGUUUAUCCUGAUGCAGUCUGCAGAAAUGUGGUAUAAUGCCACCAUCACAAUACAUUAAUAUAAUGAGCCUUGA
Labeo rohita (rohu) is the source of this 2181-nucleotide messenger RNA. RefSeq lists its product as uncharacterized. The coding region runs from base 129 to 1370 and encodes 413 amino acids. Gene Ontology annotation, molecular function: protein binding. NCBI's taxonomy places the organism in Eukaryota, Metazoa, Chordata, Actinopteri, Cypriniformes, Cyprinidae. The transcript has 11 exons. The record is from RefSeq and is a predicted model, not a curated record. Gene Ontology annotation, biological process: cell division.